GUCCCCCUCACCCAUUUCAAGCUUGUCAUAAUGGAGUCAGGAGGCUAGUGAUGACGUAAGGCCCAAGCGGCGACCAAUCCCCGUCUAGGCUGCGAGUCUCGUGGUUGCUAGGAGACGUUCUUUUAGAUUUUUGGCUUGGGAGAUAGAAUAACCAUGCCUGUUCCAGAUGUUAUGUUCUGUGCACAACAGAUUCAUGUUCCCCCUGAACUACCAGAUAUUAUGAAACAAUUUACCAAGGCUGCUAUCAGGACGCAACCACGUGAUGUACUCCAGUGGUCUUAUGGGUAUUUCUAUGCCUUAUCACAUGGGGAGCCUCUUCCUGUGAAAGAACGUGUUGAAAUCCCAGUAGCCACACAGAAAAAUGACACAGGUCUGACACCAGGACUCCUUAAAAUUCUGCACAAACAGCUAUCUGAAAAGGGAACUGUGGAGUUACCAGAUCUUCAGAGAAAGUGGAAAAAUUUGUGUUUGCCAAUGGUGCAACUGCAAAACAUUCUCCGAUUGGACGACUUUUCAGAAGGAAUUGAAUGGAUGAAAUUUUUUGCCCUUGGAUGUAGUGCACUUGGUGGGUCCUUGAUGAGCUCCAUGAAACACGCCUGUGAAAUUCUAACAGAGGACCCAGAGGGGGCAGCAGCCCGCAUCCCAUAUGAUACUUUUGCAUUUAUCUAUUCCUACUUGGCUGGCUUAGAUGAGGAAAUAACGGGGGAAGCCACAGAGAUUUAUCUCAAGACUCUUAAAGAACGUGUGUCACGUAAAGAAAGUAUGGUUGGACUUGCAGAUUUCUCAACUGUUCAGAAGAAAUUUUAAAACACGAAAGCGGAUGAUAAAACUUUACUGCACAAAUAUAACCUGAACAAUAAAAAGCCAUUACAUUAUGCACAUAAAUACAGUUUGUUCUCAAUAAAAAAUUGCAAUCUGA
This is a messenger RNA of Anolis sagrei ordinatus, 919 nucleotides long. It is a transcript of the gene ROPN1L, whose product is annotated as rhophilin associated tail protein 1 like. The record is from RefSeq and is a predicted model, not a curated record. Lineage: Eukaryota; Metazoa; Chordata; Lepidosauria; Squamata; Anolidae.